CAGACAGGAGGGUCUCGGGUCCUGCGUGCUUCGCGGAGGUGCCAUGAGCUGCAUCAGCCUGCCUGCCGUGCUGCCCGGCUCCCCGAGCAAGACCCGGGGACAGAUCCAGGUGAUUCUCGGGCCCAUGUUCUCAGGAAAAAGCUCGGAGCUGAUGAGACGGGUCCGUCGCUUCCAGAUUGCUCAGUACAAGUGCCUGGUCAUCAAAUAUGCCAAAGACACUCGCUACAGCAGCAGCUUCUGCACACAUGACCGGAACACCAUGGAGGCGCUGCCAGCCUGCCUGCUCCGGGAUGUGGCCCAGGAGGCCCUGGGCGUGGCUGUCAUAGGCAUCGAUGAAGGACAGUUUUUCCCCGACAUCGUGGACUUCUGUGAGACCAUGGCCAAUGCCGGGAAGAUCGUGAUCGUGGCUGCACUGGACGGGACCUUCCAGAGGAAGGCUUUCGGGGCCAUCCUGAACCUGGUGCCCCUGGCCGAGAGCGUGGUGAAGCUGACCGCGGUGUGCAUGGAGUGCUUCCGGGAAGCCGCCUACACCAAGAGGCUGGGCACGGAGAAAGAGGUUGAGGUGAUCGGUGGAGCAGAUAAGUACCACUCCGUGUGUCGCCUCUGCUACUUCAAGGCCUCGGGCCAGCCCGCUGGGCCAGACAACAAAGAGAACUGCCCAGUGCUGGGAAGGCCGGGGGAGGCGGCUGCAGCGGCCACCAGGAAGCUCUUUGCCCCUCAGCAGAUCCUGCAGUGCAGCCCUGUCAACUGAGACGGGCCACCUGCUCCCCCUCCUGCUGCCACCUAGCGGACGCCUGCGCCCAGCCUGCUGUGUGGCCCGCUAGGGAGGAAGUCAGGGAGGGCUACCGUGCCUGGGGGACUUUCUGAGGCUGCCCCACACGUCACAUGUCCCUCCUUGCCUGCCCACCGGCCCUGUCUUGGUUCCCUUGCUGGCGCUGGGAUGAUCCGCCCCAGGCUGGAGCUGGCCUACGGCUGGCCCGGGGUCUGUCUGCUGCACACCCACCCCUCCUCCUCUGGGGUGCGGAGCAGAGCCACAUGCUGCUGUGACAUCAGCGCUGCUGGCUUCUUCCCCCUUUGUGGCUUUCACUGUUGAGUUUCUGUUCUCCCUGGGAAGCCUGGGCACCUGCACUUUGAGCCUCAGCCCUCUGCAGGGCCGGCUCGAGCCCUCCUGCUCCCCUUGGGCUCAAAGCACUUCCUACACUCUGCUGGUGGCUUUCUCCAGAACUGCAGCACCUUCCACCUUGGUGGCACUGUCCCUGCUGGGGGCAGGGCCCGUGCUUCUGCUGUAGUGUGUGGAAUUAGUAAUAUUAAAAUUCACUAGCUGGUGAAAGCACAUUUAA
Lemur catta (Ring-tailed lemur) is the source of this 1340-nucleotide messenger RNA. RefSeq names its product thymidine kinase 1 (gene TK1). Gene Ontology annotation, biological process: thymidine metabolic process. The record is from RefSeq and is a predicted model, not a curated record. Gene Ontology annotation, molecular function: thymidine kinase activity; ATP binding. NCBI's taxonomy places the organism in Eukaryota, Metazoa, Chordata, Mammalia, Primates, Lemuridae. The coding region runs from base 44 to 751 and encodes 235 amino acids. The transcript has 7 exons.